AGAAGAAUCGGUUGUGACUUGUGUAUCAAAAGAGAACCAAGAAUAAGGCAGUUUCAGCACGAUUGCCGUUGAUUCAGUACUUUGAUUCCAUGUCUAGGAAAUAACACUCCCUGAACUUUUUGUGAAUUCAACACAUGUCCAUGGGAAAUGUGAAGUGCUUAGGUGUAGUUUCGACACAGAUAGGGAGAGAAAUGGUAAGAGCAUUCUUGCAGAAUACAGCUGUUAAGAAAAGCACUGUCGAUGCUGCUUUUUCCCAGUUUAUUACAUGGCGAGGAAUGCAUAGUAGGAAUAAGAUGGCAAUGGAGUUUGUAGCCAAAGGUUUUAGCACUUUGAAGGAAGUUGAUAGAGUUAUUGACUAUUGCGAACUUAAAGACAAGCGUCUCCUCGGUCCACUUAGGAAAGCGAAAGAAUUUUUUGAGUUGGCGCUUGAAGCUGACAACUCGAAUACUCAUGCUAGAUAUUGGCUAUCCAAAUUGCAUCUCAAGUACCAUGUCCCUGGUGCAAAUAAAGCUGUUGGGGCUGCUUUGCUAGUGGAAGCUGCUGAGAUGGGUGAUCCGGAGGCACAGUAUGAACUCGGUUGCAACCUAAGAGCUGAGAAUGGUUAUGUGCAAUCUGAUCAGCAAGCAUUCUAUUAUCUGGAGAAGGCAGUUGACCAGUUGCAUCCCGGUGCUCUCUACCUCUUAGGAGCCGUAUAUUUGACCGGGGAAUGUGUGAACAAAGAUAUUCCCUCUGCAAUAUGGUGUUUCCAUAGGGCAUCUGAGAAGGGCCAUGCAGGUGCUGCCAUAGCUUAUGGAUCUCUGCUUCUUAAAGGUGUUGAACUUCCAGAAUCAUUAACCAAAUUCAAUCAGAAAGCAUUUCCGAAGAGAAAAUCGAGGAAGAACAUUGAAAGCCCGGAGUACACCCCAAUUGAGCUGGCAAGAGAACAGUUUGAAAUUGCUGCCACUGCAGGUUGCAACCUUGGAUUGAAAUGGUUGAAAAGACUCGAAGAGGAAGAGGAAGCGCUUUUGACUUCUUAAUUCAGUGAGUGACUUGGUAAAUUUUGACGAUCGUAUUUUGCAUAGCAAACACUCUAGUUCAUCAUAUAAUAUAAUCUUAUUCAACACAAAUUAAUCGGUGUAAUUUCACAGUUUCCCUUGAGAUUUACGAUAAGUUAUUCAGCUCAUACGUGUAUUACUUGGCUGAUAUCAUAUUCUUGUAUCUCUUCAAAGAAUACGGGGACGAUGGAAACCUUGCCCACAGUAGUAAUUCAUAUUCUAAAGCUAGCACGUGAAUAAAUCCAUAUAUUUCAGUUUUAAA
Erythranthe guttata (spotted monkey flower) is the source of this 1296-nucleotide messenger RNA. Lineage: Eukaryota; Viridiplantae; Streptophyta; Magnoliopsida; Lamiales; Phrymaceae. The record is from RefSeq and is a predicted model, not a curated record.